AUGGAUGUUGCUCAGAUCGAAAAGUUGGCCCACGCUUCUCCGGCUUGGGACGACCAACAAGAACAAACUCUUCGAGGCCCAUUCGAUUACCUAGCAUCAAGUCCUGGAAAGAAUUUCAGAUCGGAGCUCAUCCACAUCUUCAAUGCUUUUUAUGGGCUACCAUCAGCUCAAAUCACGGUGAUUUCGAAACUGGUGGAAAUUCUGCAUACCUCCAGUUUGUUAGUGGACGACAUUGAAGAUAGUUCGGAAUGGAGACGAGGACUAAAAGCGUCACAUCUUGUAUUCGGAAUCCCCAUGACUAUUAACACCGCAAACUACAUGUAUUUCUACGCAAUGGAAUGUCUGCAAGAACUAGCUCGAGACUCAGAAGCUGGAUUGCUUAAUCAGCUUCUUUUAAUCUUUAAUCAAGAAAUGCUAAACCUGCAUCGUGGCCAGGGUCUAGAUAUUUACUGGAGGGAUGAACUCGUAGUCCCAGAUGAAAACCAGUAUCUCAAUAUGGUCAUGAACAAGACAGGUGGACUCUUCAGGCUCACCGUCCGGCUCAUGGAGGUUUUUUCCGCAGACUUUCAAGGCAAUGACUCGCUGGUCCCUCUUUGUAACCUUCUUGGCAUCUUGUAUCAGAUAAGAGACGACUAUUUGAAUCUGCAAGAUGCAACGAUGAUCAAAAACAAGGGAUUUGCGGAAGAUGUAUCAGAGGGCAAGCUUUCUUUCCCAAUUAUUCACGGCAUAAUGCAUGGGCAAUCGCAGGGCGAUACAGUUGUACUAGAUGUACUGAAGACUCGCACACAAGACGUCGAGCUUAAGCGGAAGGUGGUUGACUACUUGCAAACCCGCAGUGGGUCCAUGGAUUACACUCGUGAGAAGAUUAUGAAACUUGGCACGCUCCUAGAAAGACAGUUUUUACCCUCGAUUCGAGAACGUGGGUAUGAUACAACCGCGCUUUCGGCUGCUAUAUCCCAUUUAAGCUAUGUGUGA
Lachancea sp. 'fantastica' is the source of this 975-nucleotide messenger RNA. NCBI's taxonomy places the organism in Eukaryota, Fungi, Ascomycota, Saccharomycetes, Saccharomycetales, Saccharomycetaceae. The record is from the annotation of a GenBank genome assembly.